AGCAGGCGGUGAAGAGUGAAAAAUAAUACCAAACCUACUUUAAAGGUUUUGUUGACAUUACCAGAUACAGAUGUAGGUAAACAACAACAAACAUGUACUGCAAACCAACAACAGCCAAUUAUACAAGAACCUUCUAAUAAAUUAUUCAUAAAUUAAGAAAAGAAUAGUUACAUAAGCCCUACUGUAAAAAAGGAAAUACAAUUUAAAAAUAAGUGCGAAAAUGAAUGAAUGAAUAUUUUCCAAAUUGAACCAUCAGUGAAUGCUCACCAUAAGCAAGCAAAUAUACAAAUAUUGUAUGCAAACCAUACUUGAAGAAACAUCGGCUGCAUAAUUUAAAUUUCCUCAACUUUCCCGCCAACUCAACGGCUGUAAGCGUCACAGCCUCAGCAUGGAUAUCGAGCAGCUCUUGUACUGUUUCAUUCUUCUAAUCGCGGAUUUUCAUCGAAUUUCCUGCCUCUUUGUUACUGACAUCAAUGUUCCGGAAAUUGUUGAUUUUCGCGAUAAUGUCACGUUAUCCUGCAGUUAUGAUAUGAGCGGACAUACGCUGAAUUCCGUAAAAUGGUACAAGGAUAAGCAGGAAUUUUUCAGAUACUCGCCAAUGAUGCAUCCGGUGUAUAUGAAAUUUCCCGUCCCUGGCGUUCAAGUGCAAGAUGGCAAGUACUUCUGCAACGAAUCCACGUGUCGGGUAGAUUUAAGUUUAGUCGGCGCCAAAUCAACGGGCACAUACGAAUGCGAGGUAUCUGGCGAUGCGCCACACUUCAAGUUGGCGGCAAAAGGAGACAACAUGACCGUGGCAGCGCUGCCUCAGAGCGACCCGCUGAUCGAAAGCUUCAAUUCAAUGUACCGCAUGGAGGAACUGUUGAGCGCCACCUGCACCUCGGACUAUUCAAGUUUGCCCACGCGACUGACAUGGUUCAUCAACGCUGAACAGGCUUCGCUGGGCGAGCUUCAACCCAGCAUUGACACCAGCAUUCCGGCGCACGAUUAUGUCCUGCGACGCCAAAAGCUUCAGGUGCGCUUUUAUUUGAGCGGACCACGCUUCUAUCAUGCUGGAAAAAAUCUGGAAUUGAAGUGCGUGGCGGAAAUUGAAAAUUUCCCGGAACUGAAGCGUGAAACUUCAUUGACUGCGGCAAUCACACACUACGACAAUUUGAACAAUCAGAUGCUGAUACAUGCCGGCAGUGGAGCGAGUGGUGCUGCGCCCGGCAUUCAUCGACGCAUUCCUGCUAGUAAAGUUAUACCCAUUUUGUUUGUGAUAUGUUUAAUGUUUAGCAGCAUGCUACUAUCUUUAUGAUCUGUCUGCGAUAUAUUUGCAACCAGCAAACGACAAAAAAUCACCAAGAGACGGCAAAUGGAACUGGCGAAGCAAACAACAACUGUUUCGAUUUGGCAACAGAGCCAAGCAGCGACGAGAGCAACCAUGACUGCGUCCACUAUAUCACAUUAGUUAGUUAGAUGUAACCAAUUAUGAUGUAAAUAUAAUGAAAAAAAGGGGGAAAGGUAACCUAUAAAAAUACAAACUACUAAACAUAAUAUAAAUUUAAAUUAAAAAUCACCAAAACUGAUAAAGACGCUGGAAAAUAUAUACCUAAGUAAGCGGAUUAUAUAACUGAAAUAAUAAGGAAGUGAUGUGCAUUUCAUUAUGAUUAAUAACUCAUUGUGGAAGAGGAUUUUUAUUAAAUCAAUGAUACUCGUACCUUAGUAUAAGUUCUCAAAGGUUGAAUGGUAUUAAGUUGAACGCCAACUUGUGUUAGAAAGCGCUUACUGAGUUACCCAUCGCAUGUGUGCACUCAAAGUGCGCCUGCGCCAUGCCAGUGCAUUAAUAAUAUUCGAAAUUAUUUUAAAAGUAAGUUUUUACAAUUGCUUUGAGGCGGAUUUGCGAUUUUUUUACAUAAGAUUUCCACCUAUUUUGGGAAACACGAAUGCAUUCAGGUAAGGCAGCAGCACUAAGAUAUUGACUAUUGUACUUAGUCGUCAGAUAACCCAAUACUUAUAUGUAACUACACAAUUAAGAAAAUUUAUAAACA
Molecule: messenger RNA, 2027 nt
Organism: Bactrocera latifrons
Lineage: Eukaryota; Metazoa; Arthropoda; Insecta; Diptera; Tephritidae
Gene: beat-Va
Exons: 6
Coding region: 389-1294 (301 amino acids)
Source: RefSeq, a predicted model, not a curated record